Fomitiporia mediterranea MF3/22 is the source of this 321-nucleotide messenger RNA. RefSeq lists its product as uncharacterized. The transcript has 2 exons. Lineage: Eukaryota; Fungi; Basidiomycota; Agaricomycetes; Hymenochaetales; Hymenochaetaceae. The coding region runs from base 1 to 321 and encodes 106 amino acids. The record is from RefSeq and is a predicted model, not a curated record.
AUGGAUGUGUCGUUGGACCAUGUUGUCGACGUCGGUCGAGUAGUACUCGUGCAGCUUCACAUGCUGGCCGGCCCGUUCCUCUGCAGCGGCGUCGUCAUCAUUGGCGUCAUCGGCCAUCGGCAUCGGGAGUUGCCCUGGGGCGGUCAGGGCGCGUCAGACGAAGAAGGGAAUCGACAUGCCGCCGUUGACAUCGAGCAGGAAGCCCGUUCUCCCGCUGCACGCCAUGGGCAAGUUCGACGCUUCAGCCAAGAACAUGCAACGGACAGACAGCGCAGCACAUCACACAGUGGUUACCGACAGCCGACAGCGAAGGAGAUAUAA